This is a messenger RNA of Amoebophrya sp. A25, 569 nucleotides long. The record is from the annotation of a GenBank genome assembly. NCBI's taxonomy places the organism in Eukaryota, Dinophyceae, Syndiniales, Amoebophryaceae.
CCAGCAGCAGCAUCUAGCGUUGGUGCCGCCAACAAGACUCCGACACCGGCGUCUGGUGCCGCCAACAAGCCUCCAGCAGCAGCAUCUAGCGUUGGCGCCGCCAACAAGACUCCGACAGUGGCGCCUGGUGCUGACGCGGCCGACCAGCCUUCGGCAAAGGCGAUCAACAGGCCUCCAGCAGCUAGUCCGUCGAAGCCGACACCGGAAGAAAUUUUGGCUGAUCUUCGGAAGGAGAAAAUGCCGCGGCAAUCCAUGGGUCUGUCGCAGCCAGCUUCGGCUUCGGCAUCUUCAGGUCCUGUCAAGGAAACAUCGACGAAGCAGCCUCUUGCGUCCACCAAGCAAGAUUUGGCCGGCGACGGUACUGCUGCUGCAAAAGAGCCUGUUGCUGAUCCUUCCAAGAAAUCUCCGAAGGGAGACGGUGCUCCCAGUGGCGCAGCCACGAGGAGCGCCGCUGAUGUCAAAUCUCCAGCUUCUAGUUCGAAUGCGACCGCAGGCGCUGCGAGAGGUGCUUCUGCGAGCAGACCUGGACUUUCGGAGGUAAAGUCUGGAGAAGUAAGCGCGAAGACCGG